Messenger RNA from Telopea speciosissima, 2190 nucleotides. Its product is annotated as chloroplast sensor kinase, chloroplastic. The coding region runs from base 139 to 2043 and encodes 634 amino acids. Gene Ontology annotation, molecular function: phosphorelay sensor kinase activity. The transcript is spliced from 9 exons. Lineage: Eukaryota; Viridiplantae; Streptophyta; Magnoliopsida; Proteales; Proteaceae. The record is from RefSeq and is a predicted model, not a curated record. Gene Ontology annotation, biological process: signal transduction.
UUGAGUGUCAGAACUUUAAUGGUUUAACCAUUUAAUGCGAACCCAAAGUUCAUUUUUGCUAAUAGAAUCACAGAACCAAAACCACUCGUCUCUUGUUUCAUUAGCUAUUUCCAAUUUUGCCGAGAAUCCGUUAAGGCGAUGAUGUUCUCUGCGAUUACCGCCGGAGCUACUCUAACUGGCCAUAGCAUCCAUCGGAACGCUAUCCGUUGUUGCCCCUUCAACAACCAAAAUCCUUGCCUUCUCCUAUACUUCCAGAACCACACUUCUUCCCGAAGACAUGCUUCCCCGCAGAAGCAUUUUGCCGUCACCAGAAAUGAAAAUGAAACUGAAACCUUUCAUCUCGUCACCGACUCUGGUUCCAGUGAAGGUGGAGAGAAAGAGGAUUUGGUCCCUUCAGCCUCCGCUCUCGCAGCGGCUAUACGCAAUGCUUCAACCUCUCCUGUUGAAUUCGAGCAGAGGAUCAAGGGAGAUGGAAAGAAUGGGUUGGUCUUGCCAAGUCCCGAUUUUCAGAACCUCUGUAUGGAGCAGUUGAACCUUUUCCAGAGAAUUAUCCAUCCGGACGCUGUGCUAUCGGUAUACGUAAGACCAGCUGGUAGUUAUGUCAUGGACCAAUUGGAACUUCGGCGAGUUAUUUUGUAUCCCAGAAUCAGUAUUCCUGACAGAGCUGAUGUUAUUGUGUUAAUUGGUAAUUUUGGAAUUCCAACGGGCUCACGAGCAGCAGAAGCCACACUUUCAAAUCGGCAAGUGGAAAUUAUUCCCGAGUGUAGGGCUUUAGUCUUCCCUAUGGUUAAGCACCCAUUUGUUGUGGGAUUUUUGGUUGCUGAGCUUCCAAUGAUGGACUUUGGAAAUUGUAGAGAUUCUGACACUGAAAGGCAGGAUAUAUCACUUGGAUCAUCUCUUGAAGAAGCUUGUGGACUACCUCCAUGUUCUGGUAGAAAAAUGUGGGAAAUCCAGACUUUUAAGGAGGAUUCAUCGAAAACAGAUCACAAGUUCACUGCUGAACAGAUUUCAAGUGCUAUUAACAUUUCUCGCUCUUUGGCCUGUGCUUAUGUUAUGGAUCAGAAAGGAACUCUACUGCAGCAAUCAUCUUGGCAAAAUAAUGUCAGAAUGAGUAAUCUUGUUGAACAAAUAAGAGGUCCCCUUUCUAGCAUCAGGACUUUGAGCAAAAUGUUAUCUAUUCAUAUGAAGAGAAGCGAGAUCUCUUAUGAUAUUGUUGAAGACAUAUUGGUGCAAGGUGAUCAUAUGAGAGAUACUUUGCAACAGCUUCAGGAUGCGGUCUACCUCACAAAGGCUAAUGUUGUUCGUUAUAAUGAAGAAACAUUGAGGAGGAUUCAUAACUCAACAUAUCCUCGUCCAGAAUCAGUGAGAUCAAGAUUACCGGAGAGCAAUGGGGAAAAUCAUGGUGAUAGCGAGCAAAAAUCAGGUCCAACACUUCCUCGAAGUGCUUCAGGGAAAGACUUAGAGAUGCCUAUGCCGCCUCUUGCCCUCGCAGCACUUCAACAACACAAUAUCAGACCUUGCAAUGUGUCUGAUAUGCUGGAAGAUCUGGUUGCGGCUGCAAGACCUUUAGCUCAUAAGCAGAAACGCACAGUGGAACUAAGUGAAUUUCCACAAUCCUUUCAAGUUUCUGUAGAAGAAUCUGAUUUGCGCCAGGCACUGAGCAACCUGAUCGAGGGUGCACUGUUACGUACGCAUGUUGGUGGCAAGGUUCAGAUUGUAUCUAUGGGAGCACCAGCUGGUGGUGCUCUUGUUGUAAUAGAUGAUGAUGGCCCUGACAUGCACUACAUGACACAGAUGCAUUCCCUCACACCAUUUGGAGUAGAUCUCUUCUCCGAAGGUAUGAUAGAAGAUAACAGGACAUGGAACUUUGUUGCUGGUCUGGCUGUUGCUCGUGAAAUACUGGAGAGUUAUGGUUGUGUUGUUCGUGUCAUAUCACCCCGGACCCCAGAUGCUGCCCUUGGGGCAGGUGGAACUCGUAUAGAGCUCUGGUUGCCUUCACAUCCAGAUGCAUCUGGCCCAAACAGUGCAACUCAAACAGCAUAGCAAAAAAGUGGGCUUGUCCACUGCAGUACAUCUCACCAUAGUAAGAGAAAUGGGUAUGUGUCACUGCUUGAAAUUUCUAUCAGGUGGUGAUUGUAUUACAGGUUGUUCGAUAUAUAUUGUGUAACUUCUAAAUUGAUUGCUUGUAUA